AUGUCGAACAGGUACGCGCACAUCAGCACAAAAUCCUCGAAUAGCUAUGACGGUGUCGCGCAAGAGGAUGCGGCGCUGCAAACACCGCCCGACACUCGAGGCAGGCCAUAUCGAGCGCUAGGAUGGGUGUUGAUCAAAGGAGUAGGCUUGACGCUCGCCCUCCUCUUACCGCUCUGCUUGCUCUUCUGGUACGUUUAUGCCCACAACGAUGCCGUCAAGCUUGGCAAGUACGUCUUCACCACUGCACCCGUGCACGAAAUCCUCACCGUCAGUCAGAUCACUAGCAAAGUGGCUGAAAAAAUCGUCGUGCCAGGUGAGUCGCGUCGCGGGCCUAAUUGCGGGUGUGUAAGCGGGGGGAACAAUGAAAGCUGUUUUGAGUUUGGUCUUUCACACUUGGGAGGGUAUGUCAUCGGUGAUCAUGGUGAAAAGGGAGAUUGGAUGUAUGCGCGCGCAUGCAUAAGACGCGUCGUCACGGUCCGCUAACAGCAUACCCUACACCUGCUCCACGACUAGCCAUGACGGUUUUUGCUUACUUUUGCGCAGCUGAUUGGCUGAGAGGUAGCCAAGAUGGCGAUGCGACAUUACCAACCCCAUUGCAGUGAGUCGUAGAAGCGCACACGUCUUGUCACACUUUUGAUUGCCUGAAAUUCCGCUCUCUCUCUCACCUUCUCCUUGCAGGUUCGGCAUCUUGCAAGUCGUGCUGGGCUCCGCAAAUUGGUUUGCUCUGUACGAUGGCGCACUGUACAUGCUCGGACGAAGCGGUCACUCUCGUCGUCCUAAAGCACCGCGCCUUGUCUCGAUGUCAGUCAUCCUGCUCCUUUGGUUGUUGACGCUCGAGGCACUGGCGUUUUUUGCAGACGUAGCCUUUCAUCAGACUAGCAUCAAUGCCGUCUUUGGCUUGCCUGCCAGUCCUUCGGAACGCGCGGCAUUCGCAGAUGCUCGCGCGCUGGUGGGCAACCUUCCGCCGCUCGACUGGACCGUCGAUCCCGACACCAUCACCGUGUCCAGCAACGAUUCGGCAAACGCAGGCGCGCAACUCGCCAGUCCAGCCGCUGCGGCCAUGCUCUUGGGGCGUCGAGUCAACGAGACGCAGUGCGCUUCGUGGUCACGACGGCAUACCAUCGGCUUGUCUUUGAGCGCCAAGGAUAGUUGCGGAUAUUCAGAGUGAGUCGAAUAGCGUGCUGGACGAGUGGUCCGCGCGCAUCGUUAGCUGACAAGUAGAGGCUGUGACACAGCGGAUCAGCCUAUGGAAAUGGUGGUCAGUGGGCGCCUGAAGGCCAGCGAACAUUUGCGAACUCGUCUGCAGCGCAAGCUAUAGCGUGGACAGACGACGCGCAUUCUAUCAUCGUUGCGGCCGCGCAGCCCACUUUUUCCUACACUGCCAUUGCGUCAGGCAUCAAGGCGACUUGCGCGUCCAUCACGUCUGAAUGUACUCGGUGCUAUCAGGAAAAUUACAAUGGUCCUCCUUGCGGACCUGUAGCAUUCCUCAAUCUGAAUUGCAACGGCACACAUGCAUACAAUAGCACUGCGCGCGAGACGGGCUGGCUGAACGUCGAUGGCGACGUCAGGGGUAGCAGCGCUGUGCCAGCGUCAAAGUGAGUCGCCGUGGACGCAAUUUGUUGCCCUGACUGCACGCCUUUUAGGAGGGUGCAAGGCGAGCAAAGCUGAAAAACAGAUUGCCGAUUCGUGUCUGCUCAGCCCCUUGCGCUGGGGCACGACGGUCCUCUCGCAGGCUUACAUCGACUACAAAAAUGGUCGUGGGUCCUCGAUGCUUGACAAUACAACGUGAGUGACGGUCAUCCCGCGUGCUGGCGAGCGAGUGGCCGGCCUCUGAGGUAUAGCGCCUCCCACCUGUAGAGGGUUUCUCGUCUGGGGCAAUGUUGGUGCUACGAACGUCUUGCACUGCGAGCUGGCAGUUCGUCUCGUCACGUAUCGCUUCGACCCACCUAGCACGUACACGACGCUGGACACUCACGACGUCUCUCCAGAGGCAGCCCAGCGAUUUACCUGGACAACGUGAGUCGUACGGCCCGGCAAGCAGGGCACACAUGCUGAAAUUGAACUCGCACUGUGCUGCCGUGGCAGAGGGCCGGGGUUUGAUGUGACUGGACGGGCAGACAUGAUCGGGACCAUGAUUGACGGUGCAGGUCAGCUGGCAUCGGAUCCGUACCCAGAGGUGUACGGCCGCACGCUAUCGCGCUACAUCAUGGCUUAUUCAGGAACAAUGAUGGCAAGCACACCAGUAUCUACACUCGAGGGACGUCCCGUGCCAGGCACACGGAUACAUCUGGGGGUUUUUGGUUUCUACGCAGCCGUCAUCUUCGUCGAGGUCAUUACCGUUUGUUGGAUCGCCAUCGUAGCUUUCGUAUGCACGUGGAACAUCAACGACAUGAGCGUGCGAGCCGUGCGCAAGAGGAUCACGGCACCCUUUGGCCUCAUUUGUCAAUGUUACGGCGUGCCGAGAAGACCGCGCACGGACAACGGAGUGGAACAGAAAAAGGCGUUCUUCACCGAGGACAAUCUGCAACUCUUCGAACCCGAAGCCGUCAGCGGGGCGACUGGACUGACGCUGCGCAAGGCGCUUUACACUACGCCGUCGGGGGCGUCAGGCGUGGCACACGACGAGACUUGGAACUUGAUCGUGGACUAG
Molecule: messenger RNA, 2650 nt
Organism: Ceraceosorus bombacis
Lineage: Eukaryota; Fungi; Basidiomycota; Exobasidiomycetes; Ceraceosorales; Ceraceosoraceae
Source: the annotation of a GenBank genome assembly